CAUUUUCCCACGUUGAAUCCAUCUGGAAAUAUUUGGCGCAUAAAACUUAUAAAAUAUGGCUCAUUUUGAAGCCCCAGAUAUCCAGGAUAAUACCACUGGUUGGGGUCCUAGUGAAGUACCAGAGCAAUUCAAAGAUAUGCCAUAUCAGCCUUACUCUAAAGGAGAUAGGCUUGGAAAAAUAUCUGAUUGGACUGGAGGAACCAACCAGGACCGAAGAUAUUUGAAUAAAUAUGCCUCCCAGUUUGGUGCAGGAGGAGGCCAGUAUGCCUACUAUCAUGAUGAAGAUGAGAGUACCUUCCAGUUGGUAGACACAUCCAAGGUCCAGAAGCCCAUUUACCAGAGAACUAGACGAUUUAACCAGAAUAAACUUCGUAGGGAUCGUGAAAGACGACAGCAACAACAAGCCAAUAUGCAAGUGUUGUCUAAAACUCAGAAAAGUAGAGAAAGGGAUAGACAAAGACAGCUCCGUAAAUGGCAGAAAACAUUUGGUCGCAAUAUGUACACAAAGCAGCAGCAGACACCCGUGAAGCACCGUGACGCAUCAGUGCAGAUCAAGACUAAUUGGGAUGUUAAAGAAGAGAUGGAUUUCCCAAGACUCUCCAAACUCUCCCUCCCCAAUGUAGAUGAGCCUGAAGAUUUGUUGAAAUGUGGAUCUUUAGAAUUCUAUGAGAAGAAUUAUGAUCGUGUGACGACCAAGAAUGAGAAGCGCUUGAGGAGAAUCAAUCGAAUCUUCCAUAAGGUCACCACCACUGAUGACCCUGUCAUAAGAAGGCUGGCCAAGACUGAGGGUAAUGUGUUUGCUACAGACACUAUCCUUGCAACCCUCAUGUGCUGUACUAGGUCUACAUAUUCCUGGGAUAUUGUUGUUCAAAGGGUAGCCGAUAAAUUGUUCUUUGAUAAGAGAGAUGACUCAGAAUUUGAUUUAUUAACUGUGAGUGAAACUGCGACUGAACCACCACAAGAUGAGGGUAAUAGCAUCAACUCCCCUCGUAAUCUGGCACUGGAAGCUACCUUUAUCAACCAUAACUACUCUCAACAAGUCCUGAAGAUGGGAGAGGAGCAGCUCGACUUUGAUGAGAAGAAUCCAUUUGUUCAACCAGAAGAUGAUGGUGAAGUUGCGUCUGUAGGAUAUAGGUAUAGAAAAUGGAAACUGGGCAAUGACAUAGAGCUUGUGUGUCGUACAGAACACGAUGGUGUGAUGUAUGGCCCCAAUGGAGAACAGCAAUUCCUCAAUAUUAAGGCACUUAAUGAAUGGGACCCCAAGUUAUCUGGAGGUGUUGAUUGGAGGGCUAAGCUUGACAACCAAAGGGGAGCUGUCUUGGCAACCGAGUUGAAAAAUAAUAGCUGUAAACUGGCAAAGUGGACCUGUUGUUCACUGCUGGCUGGCUCUGACCAGCUCAAGUUUGGGUACAUUUCAAGAGUGCACUUUAAGGAUACAUCUAAACAUGUGAUUCUGGGCACCCAGCAAUUCAAACCCACCGAGUUUGCCAACCAAAUUAACUUGAGUAUGGAUAAUGGAUGGGGAAUCCUGCGCUGUAUUAUUGAUGUCUGCCGGAAACUCUCUGAAGGAAAAUAUCUCAUCAUGAAAGAUCCAAUGAAGCCUGUGUUGCGUAUCUAUGUGAUUCCUGAUGAUACAUUUGAGAGCAGUGAUGAUGAUGAAGACGAUGACAGUGAAGAUGAUGAUGAUGAUGUGGAUAAAUAGAAGACAAAACAACUAGGUAAUUGCUAUCAAUUGGGACACUAAUCAAUCUAUGGAACU
Molecule: messenger RNA, 1759 nt
Organism: Owenia fusiformis
Lineage: Eukaryota; Metazoa; Annelida; Polychaeta; Sabellida; Oweniidae
Source: the annotation of a GenBank genome assembly